CACUCCCGGAAAAGGACCCAAGAAGAAGCCGCUGCCGUACUUUAUGCAGCGCUCGGAGGACACGGUGCUGCCGUCGUUCCAAAACCGGCGUACCCUGGCCGACCACGUCAAGGACAACAUGCUGUGCGCUGGGCGAAAGUCCUACUUUCAGCGAAUCGUUUACGUGGGACGACAUUCGAAGGUUUCGGCCAUGACGAUUCGAGAUCGGUUCUUGAAGGUGAUCAAAGAGAUGCAGGAGAAAACGUCGAUCGAAAUUAAACUUUUUGGGCUGAUGAUCAACUUUGAUGGGUACUCGAUGCACAUGGUCGAAAGUGCGGAGGAGACCAUCGGGGAGUACAUGCGGUAUCUGGCUGCCAGUGAUCUCUUUGAAAGUAGCCGGGUGGUGCUGGUGUAUAAUAACAUUAAUCAGAGAUUUUUCCGCAAGCUGGUUUGGAGAUUCGCCGAUUACUUAAACGAUUUAACUCCUUCUGUGAUCGAUCUGAAGGAUCCCGAUGUGGUUCAAAAGACUAUCAACGGAAUCAUGGUACAAGUGUACACCCUCUCCAAAAUGGUGCGUGCUGAAGAGUUGGAUGAAAGAUCAGCCUUCAAAUCACUGUACUUGGAUGAAAAUUACGAAGAGCAUACUCCGGAUGCAGUCGUUUUGGAAUAUCUACUGAACUUGAAAUGUCUGUUCACGAUUCAGGAGUAUGGACAAUUUUAUGGCGUCGUUCCGGAUGUUACAACUUUCAAGGAUAAAGUAUGGCCUAUUCCGCAGGAUUUGACCCCCUACGAUGUGUUCGAUACUGGAAAGUAUCAAAUUAAUCUCACUUUCGGAAAUUGAACUUU
Ochlerotatus camptorhynchus is the source of this 825-nucleotide messenger RNA. RefSeq lists its product as uncharacterized. The transcript has 3 exons. NCBI's taxonomy places the organism in Eukaryota, Metazoa, Arthropoda, Insecta, Diptera, Culicidae. The record is from RefSeq and is a predicted model, not a curated record. Gene Ontology annotation, molecular function: FAD binding; blue light photoreceptor activity. The coding region runs from base 44 to 820 and encodes 258 amino acids.